Messenger RNA from Alternaria rosae, 2769 nucleotides. RefSeq names its product serine/threonine-protein kinase ppk14. Bases 312 to 2270 code for a protein of 652 amino acids. Gene Ontology annotation, molecular function: protein serine/threonine kinase activity; ATP binding. Gene Ontology annotation, cellular component: cytoplasm; plasma membrane; nucleus. Lineage: Eukaryota; Fungi; Ascomycota; Dothideomycetes; Pleosporales; Pleosporaceae. The transcript has 4 exons. Gene Ontology annotation, biological process: protein phosphorylation. The record is from RefSeq and is a predicted model, not a curated record.
GGCUGGCCCGACUACACCACCACUACUCCUCGCUCCCUGCUCCCUCGUCCUCCCUGCUUGUCUUUGCAGCGCUGCCAACACCAUUCACGCGCACUCCUCUCUCCCACCGCCUGCGCCUUCGUGACGGAGCCAUUCUUUCACCGAGCCGCCCCAGCCACACGCACCGCGACCCUGGACAUUGACUUCACCCAAAGUGACAUGGCCCAUUGAUCGUGCAACUGCGCAAACAUCGUCUCCCUGUACCCGCCCAGCUUCCGCCCAAGACACCAGAGUCGCCCGCUUCAUUCGCCCUCCGACCCUGUGUAACUGCUAUGACGCAGCUCUUCAACUCGUCCACAUCAAGCCACUCCACCAUGGCCGAAAAGACGGAGAAACGCACCUUCUCGGGCAAGGCACUGUCCACCAACAAGUCAGUCAAUGCAAAGGACGGCCAGGUCUCGCAGCGCAUCAAGAACUUUUUCCGCAUCAAUAGCAGCAACGACACCAACAAGUCUUCCGACGAUGGUAGCACAAACUCCAAGAACGAAAAGUCGGGGUUCCGCCAAUCAAGGUUCAUUCCCCACAUCUCGCGCAAUCGCUCCCAGACCAUCGCCAGCGAAGGCAACCCCCUGGAUGACAGCGUGUCGCCGACCGCGCACGCAAACCCGUAUUUUGCCCACCAAGGACCACCGGCGCUGCGCCAUCACAAUGCAGGCAGUGUUCCUCCGUCACCCCCAGACACCCCCGCAAUGCCUAAGACGCAAGUGAAUGGCGCAGCUACCACCGACGAUCACGCUACAACUGCUGGCAAGGAAGAAUUGGCUAGGAAACUACGAAGGGUGGCUUCCGCACCCAAUGCCCAAGGUCUCUUUUCGUCGGGAAAGAACACUGAUAGGCCACAGACCGCAGAACUCGGCAAGCAGCCCGUAUUACAUCACCCGAACUCGUCCACUUUGAGCAUGGUCGAGACGAAUACCCAAGAUCCAACUCACCUCCUACCGAUAGAAGCUGGCAAACCCAUACCCUCGGCAGGCCAAAUCCGACAGUCUGUGGCUUUCAGGAGAACCUACAGCUCGAAUUCCAUCAAGGUCCGCAACGUCGAGGUUGGACCAGGAAGCUUCGACAAGAUCAAGUUGAUUGGCAAGGGCGAUGUUGGAAAGGUUUACUUGGUGCGGGAGAAGAAGUCCAGCAGACUAUACGCUAUGAAGGUGUUGAGCAAAAAGGAGAUGAUCAAGCGGAACAAGAUCAAGCGCGCGUUGGCCGAGCAGGAAAUCCUGGCGACCAGCAACCACCCCUUUAUUGUUACUCUCUACCACUCUUUCCAAUCCGAAGACCACCUCUACCUCUGCAUGGAAUACUGCAGCGGUGGUGAGUUCUUCCGAGCGCUUCAAACACGACCGAACAAGUGUGUUGACGAAGAUGCUGCGCGAUUCUAUGCAGCUGAAGUCACGGCUGCGUUGGAAUACCUCCACUUAAUGGGCUUCAUCUACCGAGACUUGAAGCCGGAGAAUAUUCUCCUCCACCAGUCUGGUCACAUCAUGCUGUCAGACUUCGAUCUAUCGAAACAGUCGGAACCCGGCGGUCGCCCGACCAUGAUCCUCAGUGGCCGAAGCGGUACUUCCUCGAACAAUCUCCCAACCAUCGACACGAAAUCAUGCAUAAACAAUUUCCGAACCAACUCGUUUGUCGGAACCGAGGAAUACAUUGCGCCCGAAGUCAUCAAGGGCUGUGGACAUACGAGUGCGGUCGAUUGGUGGACCCUUGGCAUAUUGAUCUACGAGAUGUUGUACGGAACUACGCCUUUCAAGGGCAAGAACCGCAACGCGACGUUUGCCAACAUUCUUCGAGAUGAAGUGCCCUUCCCCGAGGGUUCUGGUGCGCCGCAAGUGUCAAAUCUCUGCAAGGCCAUUAUUCGCAAGCUAUUGAUCAAGGACGAGACCAGGCGACUUGGAUCCCGUGCCGGCGCUUCCGACAUUAAGACCGCACCUUUCUUCAAGACAACAUCAUGGGCCCUACUACGGCACAUGAAGCCACCGAUCGUCCCUCAUCAAGGCCAAGGUAUCGAGACACCCAACUUCCGGAAUGUUAAGGAGUCCCAGAGUGUUGACAUUGGAGCCGCGAGAGUCAAGGGCGUCCCACUAGACUCUGGUCUCGCCACGCCGAUGGGCGAGUUGGCAGAUCCAUUUGAGGAGUUCAACAGCGUUACUCUGCAUCACGACGGAGACGAUCACCACCACGAAGAUCAACACUCGUCGCAUCUUCACCUCACACAAACCAACUCUCAACGAUAGACCGAGCUUUAAUUCGUAUGAUAAACACGCGCACUGUAUUCAUCACUCGCCAGAGGACCGUCAUAUCGGAAAAAAUCGUCCUCUUGACUCCACUCAUUUGUUGCGACGGAUCAUAGACAAAUGCGUUUCUUCCUCAUCACAGCGGCGUUCCAGGGGUUUUGUUUUACUUCUUCGUUUCCGAUCGCGCACGGAUCUCUCUUGAGCUUUCUUAUCUCUCUUACCAAUCGGCAUUUUCGUGUGCUGUAAAAUCUUUCUGGCGUUGUCUGUAUUUCUUAUUGUGAACAUGGGUGUGGAUCAUGCUGGUUCAGUCUGGUCUAGUCUAGUCUGAGAGCGGAGGCAGCUUGGACAGGGAAGAUGGUGGUGGUGAAGGCGAUGGAGUGGGGGUUGAGGGAUGAGGGUACUGGAAGGGCGUAGCAGAAGCAAUGAGAAAGAUAUCUUUGAGAUACUGAAUUUGCUGUACCAUGUGACUCUGAGAGAUGUGACAUGAUGUCAUGUUUCG